CAUAUCUUUGGAAUUGAAUUUUUUCCUGGCAUCUCUAAUGUUGGUGAGUUGCCAUUUUAAUGGAACAAGUGAAAGCUUAUAUUUUAAGUUGAAACUACUAAAUUGCAGUAGAUUUUAAUUUUUUUCUGUCUACUUGACUAGAGUCUAUUGGAAGAUUAUCAGAAUUGUUUGAGUCACAAGUAGGUAGUUUCAGUAACAGGAGCACUCAGGGACAAAUUUCAAUUCGCACAUAUUUGUUUUUUUCUUUCUUUUUUUUUAUUUUUGACUAAUUUGGUUAUUUGCCAUUUCUGGGGAUUAAACUUUAAAAAAUGUUCUUCUUUUCUGUAUCUGAUGUUCUGUGUGCUAUUAGUGAUGCAGCCAACACGAACGGUUGUCAUGUGUAACACAACUUUCGAUCACCGCGAAAACACCGUCCUGGGAAAGCGUCCAUGCUUGAUAUCGUUUGGUUCAUGAACAUUAAGUUUCCAGUACAGGUAAAAUUCCAGAGGAAUCCAAAGCCCUUUCUUUAUUGGCUCCUGCUCCAACUAUGACAAGUCUGAUGCCAGGUGCAGGCUUGCUUCCCAUCCCAACUCCAAAUCCCUUGACUACGCUGGGUGUUUCACUUAGCAGUUUGGGAGCUAUACCAGCAGCAGCAUUAGACCCCAAUAUCACAUCACUGGGAGAGAUACCACAGCCUCCACUUAUGGGAAAUGUCGAUCCUUCCAAAAUUGAUGAAAUUAGGAGAACAGUCUAUGUUGGCAAUUUGAAUUCCCAGACAACAACAGCUGACCAGCUACUUGAAUUUUUUAAACAAGUUGGAGAAGUGAAGUUUGUGCGAAUGGCAGGUGAUGAGACUCAGCCAACACGGUUUGCUUUUGUGGAAUUUGCAGACCAAAAUUCUGUACCAAGGGCCCUUGCUUUUAAUGGAGUAAUGUUUGGAGACAGGCCACUGAAAAUAAAUCACUCCAACAAUGCAAUAGUAAAACCCCCUGAAAUGACACCUCAGGCUGCCGCCAAGGAAUUAGAAGAAGUAAUGAAGCGAGUACGAGAAGCUCAGUCAUUUAUCUCUGCAGCUAUUGAACCAGAGUCUGGAAAGAGCACUGAAAGAAAAGGUGGUCGAUCUCGUUCCCAUACUCGUUCAAAAUCCAGGUCUAGCUCAAAGUCCCAUUCUAGAAGGAAAAGAUCACAGUCAAAACACAGGAGUAGAUCCCAUAAUAGAUCACGGUCAAGACCAAAAGAUAGGCGGAGAUCUAAGAGCCCACAUAAAAAGCGCUCUAAAUCCAGGGAGCGAAGGAAGUCCAGGAGCCGGUCGCAUUCACGGGACAAGAGAAAGGACACCCGAGAAAAAAUCAAGGAAAAGGAAAGAGUAAAAGAAAAAGAUAGAGAAAAGGAAAGAGAAAAAGAGAAAGACAGGGAAAAGGAACGAGAAAAGGAAAAAGACCGAGGUAAAAACAAAGAUAAAGACCGGGACAAAGAGCGGGAAAAAGAUCGGGAAAAGGACAAGGAAAAGGACAGAGAAAGAGAGCGGGAAAAAGAUCAUGAAAAGGAGCGAGACAAGGAGAAAGAAAAGGAACAGGACAAAGAAAAGGAACGAGAGAAGGACAGAUCCAAAGAGUUAGAUGAGAAAAGGAAGAAGGAUAAAAAAUCCAGAACACCACCCAGAAGCUACAAUGCAUCAAGAAGAUCUCGUAGUUCCAGCAGGGAGAGGCGGAGGCGGAGGAGCAGGAGUUCUUCCAGAUCACCAAGAACAUCAAAAACCUUAAAAAGGAAAUCUUCUAGAUCUCCAUCCCCUAGAAGCCGAAAUAAGAAGGAUAAAAAGAGAGAAAAAGAAAGGGACCAUAUCAGUGAAAGACGAGAACGUUCAAAUUCUACGAGGAAGAGUUUUACUGAUAGAGAUGUGAAGGAAAAGUUGGAGAAGAGCAGUACUUCACUUAAAGAGAAAGAGCACAAUAAAGAACCUGAUUCAAAUGUGGACAAAGAAGUAGAGGAUAAGGAAGCACCAAGGACUGAGGAAAACAAAGUACAGCAAAAUGGGAAUUGCCAGCCAAAUGAAGAAAACCUCUCCACCAAAUCAGAAGCAGUAUAGAAGUGACAAAUGCAUCUCUGAAAAUGCUGGUACAAAAUCCAAAGCUUUUAACUCUCAACAAGAUGUUAAGCAGUGAAGAAAUGCAGUUGAGCAGAAAGAUAGGAGCUAACAGCUUUUUUAGUUGUUAGGUGACUCUGUUACAUCUUGUUAUUGAGUAAGAAAAUGAAGCAUGGACAUCAUGAGAAUAACAGAUGUUACUCGAACUCUUCAUCUUCUAAAAUCUGCAUUUCCAUGGUGGCUGACACAAUCGUCAUGUGGUUUGUUAGUGUUUGCCAAAAAACAAAAACAAAAACAAAAACAUUACAGAUAAACGGACAUAAAAGAUCCAAUAUUGUACUAUUCGUAAAGACUGGAGAUAAACGUUGGAGGUUCUUAAAAAAAGAUGCUAGUUACUGGAUUUUGUAUUGUUUUACUUUUUAAAUUUCAAUAUAUACAGAUUGAUGAUGUGCUUGAAAUCGGUGCAAAUAUACACACCCUUGUAAGUGCAGAGUAUGUAAGACAUUUUAAUAUUACUUCACAGAAUUUACAGUGGUUGUGUUAAAUUUUCACUAUUGUGUUUCCUUUUGCUCACUGUUAGUACAAGUUUUUCUUUAAGCUGAUUUUACAGAUAAAAAUUGCUUAAAUAAGUGGAUAAAAAACAACUGACAAUGCAUGCUACUGUUCUCUUUCAAAAGGAAGAGCAACUGUGUUGAA
Suncus etruscus (white-toothed pygmy shrew) is the source of this 2758-nucleotide messenger RNA. RefSeq names its product splicing regulatory glutamic acid and lysine rich protein 1 (gene SREK1). Gene Ontology annotation, molecular function: RNA binding. The record is from RefSeq and is a predicted model, not a curated record. Lineage: Eukaryota; Metazoa; Chordata; Mammalia; Eulipotyphla; Soricidae. The coding region runs from base 527 to 2065 and encodes 512 amino acids. Gene Ontology annotation, cellular component: nucleoplasm. The transcript is spliced from 11 exons.